This is a messenger RNA of Schizosaccharomyces cryophilus OY26, 1751 nucleotides long. Its product is annotated as aspartyl aminopeptidase Aap1. The transcript is spliced from 2 exons. Gene Ontology annotation, cellular component: fungal-type vacuole. The record is from RefSeq and is a predicted model, not a curated record. Gene Ontology annotation, molecular function: zinc ion binding; aminopeptidase activity. Bases 50 to 1450 code for a protein of 466 amino acids. Gene Ontology annotation, biological process: proteolysis. Lineage: Eukaryota; Fungi; Ascomycota; Schizosaccharomycetes; Schizosaccharomycetales; Schizosaccharomycetaceae.
UUCGAUGCUAAUUACUUAACCUCUUCCAAGCUGAGCAUCACUGAAGCUAAUGCAAUUAUACGGAAAAAUGACCGCAACAGCUAAAAAUCGAGCACUGGAGUUUUUAAAAUUUGUUAAUGCAAGCCCUACUCCUUAUCAUGUUGUAAAAAACUUGGCAGAGUACUAUAAGUCGCAUGGCUUCCAAUACCUCAGUGAGAAGCAAGACUUUGGCUCUUUGUUGGAAGCAGGAAAGUCUUAUUAUGUUGUUCGUAAUCAAUCUAGUAUUGUUGCUUUCAGUGUUGGUGGAAAAUGGAAACCAGGUAAUGGUUUUUCCAUUGUUGCUACUCACACGGAUUCACCUACUUUGCGCUUGAAACCCAAGUCUCGAAAAUCUGCGAAUGGAUAUAUGCAAGUGGGAGUGGAACAGUAUGGUGGUGGAAUCUGGCAUAGCUGGUUCGAUCGAGAUCUUUCUUUGGCUGGUCGUGUAAUGGUAGAAGAAAAAGACGGCCGUAUUGUACAACACAAUGUGCAUAUCGAUCGACCCCUUCUCCGUAUCCCGACAUUGGCUAUUCAUUUGGACCGUACUGCUAAUGCAUCCUUUUCUUUUAACUUGGAGACAGAAUUUACGCCCUUAAUUGGUCUUGAAAAUGAGUUGUCGAAAGAGGAAACAUUCGAAAACGGAGAGAAAGCUCAUCAUCCAGCUUUGCUCUCACUCAUAUCUCGUGAAAUCGGCACGGAAGUAUCACCGGAAAGUAUUGUUGACUUUGAGCUGAUUUUGGGCGAUUAUGAGAAAGCUCGCCUUGGAGGUAUUCAUGAAGAGUUUGUUUUCUCUCCACGCCUGGACAACCAGGGUAUGACAUUUAGUGCUUCUCGUUCAUUGAUUAGCUCUCUGUCAGACAAAUCUUUAGAAAACGAUGACUGCAUUCGUGUUGUUGCUUCUUUUGAUCACGAGGAAAUUGGUUCUGUUUCCGCUCAAGGUGCUGAAAGCAACCUUCUUCUUUCAGUACUAGAACGUUUGUCGGGAAGCACUGAAAAUUUCUACCGAUGUAUGAGAACCAGCUUUCUUGUUUCUGCUGAUAUGGCACACGCCGUGCACCCCAAUUAUGCUUCCAAGUACGAGUCCAUAAAUUCUCCCGAGCUUAAUAAAGGAACCGUGCUCAAGGUCAAUGCUAAUCAAAGGUAUAUGACUAACUCUCAUGGUAUAACAAUUCUAAAGCGAGCUGCUCAGUUAUCCAAAGCUCCUGUCCAAGUUUUUGUGGCUCGAAAUGAUUCGCCAUGUGGUAGUACAAUUGGUCCCAAACUGGCUGCAAUGACUGGUAUUCCUACGCUUGAUCUUGGUAAUCCGAUGCUCUCUAUGCAUUCAUGCAGAGAGAUGUGUGGAACGAAGGACUUUGAAUACUCUGUUCAGCUGCUAUCUGCUUUCUUCCAAAAUUUCUCAGACAUGGAGAAAAAAAUCAUUGUUGACGAGUAGAAAUGAAAACAAUAAAAAUUGUGUAUAUAUGCCCUAUUUGCGAACUAUAUAUCGAUGAUUUCAGCUUUCUUCAUGAUUUAUUUUGCCAAUUAUGCAUACCAAAUGAUAGUUGUGAAAUAAGAAUCACGGAAAAGUUACGAGCGCUUUAUACCCAAAAAGAAAUUGAAUUAAGCCUUACUAAUAAAUCGAAAGUAAUCUAAGCUUAUGUUAGUCUAAAAUGAUCGAAAGAUGCUAGGAAGCUUAUCCUUUGUUUCUUACACGAUUCAUAAUUUGAGUAAUUUAAAAGAAAAAACUUUAUCCA